Anopheles marshallii is the source of this 1773-nucleotide messenger RNA. It is a transcript of the gene sowah, whose product is annotated as ankyrin repeat domain-containing protein SOWAHB. The record is from RefSeq and is a predicted model, not a curated record. Lineage: Eukaryota; Metazoa; Arthropoda; Insecta; Diptera; Culicidae. The transcript has 13 exons. Bases 1 to 1773 code for a protein of 590 amino acids. Gene Ontology annotation, molecular function: protein binding.
AUGGAGAACGAACCGAAAGAACUUUCCAUGGAGGAAAUAAGAAAAUUUAUGGUGCAGAACAACUAUAAGCUAACCAACCACAUGUUGGUGAAGCACUUUCGCAGUUUUCUCACAAACAAAGACACACAAGAUGAAGCCAGAAGACGAUUUAAGGAGUAUGUCAACAAAAUUGCUUCGGUAAAGCACGAAGGCACUGAGAAGUAUCUCGUUCUUCGGCGCAAAUAUUACAACGGUAUACCUCCGGAUGAUUCUGGUCCCGAAACACCGGCACCGAUGAGUCCGGCGUCCCGAUCGUACGGAAUGCUUCCGUCCGAUGGUGAAUCGUCACCGAUGCGGCAACCACCACCAUACCGUCCGCCUCCGGUGGUGUCCCCGGACACGGUGUCAUAUCAGGGUAGUCCUCGUGGCAGUAUCGCUUUGAAUCGGCGCAACAGCUCCGAUUACAUACGCAGUGGUUCAGAAAUAAGCUUCGGUAGUGAAUUUGCCAAUGUUGACGGAAGGAAAGUGAGUGCUUUGCUGGUGCGCAGCAAUAGUAACGAUACUCGUCCGCUUCCACCGGAGGGUGGUCGGAAGCUGAGUGUGGACGUGUUGGCAUCGUAUGAUGAAGGAAUCCCUCCAGCCAUUCCGCCGCGGAAGAGGAUGAGCGAAUCAGGGGGCAGUAUCGCGUCGAAUUCACGUCAAAGUUCUAUCGAUGAAAAAUCGACUAAUUCAGUGAACGAGUGUCAGAGUGAAAAUAAGGAAAAUGUGGCCACUGCUGCGGCAACGGAGGACAGAGGUUCGGUAACGUCGGAAGAAAACAAAUUGAGUGUGAAGGAAAAAAUGAUGAAGUUUAAUCGAUUUGCAUCGGAAGAGGAGGCCAAGAUACCUUCUCCGAUCGGAAAAAAGAAACCGGACAAGAACACCGAGGAAACGAUCAAUGCUGACAACUUGAUGCAACAUCCAAAUGCCAAAGAAUGGUUAAUAGCUGCAGCAAAAUCGGACUAUCAGCUGCUGGCGAAACUGUCCACCGAGCAUCCCAAUUUGGUUAAACUGCAGGAUAUCAGCACGUACACGGCACUGCACUGGGCGGCCAAGCACGGUAACGAGGACGUGGUCAAACUAGUGGCCGGUAAACUGAAAGCCGAUGUCAACGCCAGAACGAACGGGGGUUACACGGCUCUUCACAUUGCCACACAGUUCGGACGGAACGACAUUUUUGAGCUUCUGUGCAACGUGUACAAAGCCGACCGUGACCUGCUCGACUGGAGCGGUAAGAAACCGCUGGAGUACCAGAAACAGAUGACCAGCGUGUCCGACUCAACAUUCAGCAAAAUCAAGGCACGGAAAAAGCAUUCAGAAAAAGACUCCGGCUUCCUGAGGAUUGGUUCCCUGAACGUGCGGGUGAAGAAAACCACCGAAGCGUUCAGCAACUUUCUGGGAGUGGGCACCCACCAAACGCGUAUGCCGUCGACAGCGAUUAGAUCCAGCGCCCCACCGGAUACGCUUUUCAUCGACAAACUGCACAAAACCUGGGGCUCGGCCGAUAACAUACCGAAGGAAGAUUCGGCCAUGCCACCACCGAAGUAUGGACCGGUGAAGAAGCGACGUCAGAAGCGGGACAUCGAGUACGAUCCUAACAGUGAGCACUUUAGUCAGAGUAUGCCGACCACACCGAGCCAGGUACGGGCACCGGUCGGUACGCUGUCGGAAAAUCCCGACGGUGAAUCGAUGGGUGAUUCCGAUUCCGAUACGGCCUGCGGGUUCGAUUCCAACUGGAGACCGACCUACAUUUGA